AUGAUUAUUUCCACGUGGUUGGCGUAUAUCCUGGCCCGCGAAGGCACGGGCGCUCCCUUCCCCGUCGAGAGCGCCCAGGACAUCCCGGUGGUGGAGAUGGAGACGCUCUCGGUGCUUGAGCACUGGCUGCGCAAGGACGAGCACACCUCCGACGUGAACUCCCUGGGGCCAUCGCCCAGCCAGUCUUUCAUGGAUGACAGGACAAAGAUCCAGUUCCUGAGAUGGAGCCAGACUCGGGUCUACCGCGUGUCGAGCAGCAUCCGGGACGAGGCGAUGCAGGAGAGGCUGGACAAGAUCCGGAACAGCGUGUCCCAGGUCAUGCUCCAGGCCAUGCGGGACAGCGUGUCGGACACCGACAUGCGGGCCAUGCUCUCGAGCGAGGGCUAG
Rhea pennata is the source of this 387-nucleotide messenger RNA. RefSeq names its product spermatogenesis associated 19 (gene SPATA19). The record is from RefSeq and is a predicted model, not a curated record. Bases 1 to 387 code for a protein of 128 amino acids. Gene Ontology annotation, cellular component: sperm midpiece. Lineage: Eukaryota; Metazoa; Chordata; Aves; Rheiformes; Rheidae. The transcript has 5 exons.